This is a messenger RNA of Capsicum annuum, 1687 nucleotides long. Its product is annotated as origin of replication complex subunit 2. The record is from RefSeq and is a predicted model, not a curated record. Gene Ontology annotation, cellular component: nuclear origin of replication recognition complex; nucleus. NCBI's taxonomy places the organism in Eukaryota, Viridiplantae, Streptophyta, Magnoliopsida, Solanales, Solanaceae. Gene Ontology annotation, biological process: DNA replication. Gene Ontology annotation, molecular function: DNA replication origin binding. Bases 253 to 1341 code for a protein of 362 amino acids. The transcript has 6 exons.
UGUGGGUGAGAAAUAAAGACCGACACACAACUUACACUAUUUGAGUGCCAUCGAUAGUAAAAUUUUCCAUAAGAGUGCAACACAUGAUGGCUAUUUAUUAAAUUCGACUUUCCCGCCAAAUUUCCCAACCCUCCCUUCUUUUAACCCAAACACUCUCGUUCCUCCUCAAACCAGGGACCAAGCAAACCCUAAUUCCCAAUUUUUCUGCAAUUCGAAAAGAAUAAAUACAAUUUUGGUGUUUGUUAAAGGAAAAUGGAUGUAGACGAGAUUGAUGAAGAGGAGUUUGGGUUCUCGAGGAACUAUUUCCUUGCUAAAGAAUUGGGCUCUUCAAGGAAAAAAUCUGCUCGGAAGCUCUCUGAAAUCGAUCUCGUCGACGAGGAGGAAUUAAGACAGGUGGCAGCUAAUAUUGAGCCCAAACAUGAGAAAGAAGUUAAGCAUUUGAUCAGUAGCUAUGAAAGUUCGUAUUCAAAUUGGCUUUUCGCGCUAAGAUGCGGCUUUGCACUUUUGAUGUAUGGUUUCGGAUCAAAGAAAGCUUUGAUGGAGGAUUUUGCCACAAAAUCUUUAACCGAGUACUCUGUUGUUGUUGUCAAUGGGUAUCUUCAGUCUAUAAAUCUUAAACAGGUGGUGAUAACACUGGCUGAGCUCCUCUGGGAUCAAUUAAAAUUGGGACGAAAGACUCCCUCCGGAAGUCUUUGUAAAAGCCAGCAGCCAUUUAACACCAGAUCCAUGUCUUACCUUCUGACCUUUCUAGACAAACCAGACCUAGAAGUUGAGGAUUGUUUUGUUUGCAUUCUUGUUCAUAACAUUGAUGGUCCUGGAUUACGUGAUUCUGACAGCCAACAAUGUCUUGCAAGGAUUGCUUCUUGUUCUCAUGUUCGUAUGGUUGCUUCCAUUGACCAUGUCAAUGCUCCUCUUUUGUGGGACAAGAAGAUGGUUCAUACACAGUUUGACUGGUACUGGUGCCAUGUUCCUACUUUUGCUCCAUACAAGGUUGAAACAAAGUUUUUUCCUUUCAUCCUCGCCCAUGGGGGUAGUGCGCAAAGUGUGAAGACAGCUUCAAUUGUCUUGCAGAGUUUGACACCGAAUGCUCAAAAUGUUUUCAAAGUUCUUGCGGAGCAUCAAUUAGCCCAUCCUGAUGAAGAAGGUAUGCCAACCAAUAAUUUGUACAGUACUUGCCGAGAACGGUUCUUGGUGAGUAGUCAAGUUACUUUGAAUUCACACUUGACAGAAUUUAAGGACCACGAGUUGAUCAAAACCAAACGAAAUUCUGAUGGUCAAGAUUGCUUGUGUAUUCCUCUUACAAAUGAAGCCCUUCAGAAACUUAUAGCAGAGAUCAUUUAAUAGAGAGCUUCUAAUAUGAUAUGAGAAGGCAAAUUACUCAUCAGCAAGUUUGAGGCAGAUGCAUGCCUUAUGUUUGGCAAAUAUUGGGCUGGUCCUCAGCUUGCUUUUACUCAAAAAGUUAGGACAUAUGUUGAAUAUGGAAAAUCUAUCAAGCAUCUCAUAGAGGGAGCAAUAUACACUACUCCACAAUCUCUGGGUUUCAUAUGCAUCUUCGGUUUGUGGGGUUGUUAGAUCCUCAUGUAAUGUCGCUAUUUCUGUUGAUCAUCUUCUUGUUUGGAGAUUCUGCUUUGUAAAAAGACUAGCUUGCUUGGAAUGUAUUCUGUUUCUCAACAUAUUUUAAGCACCA